Zingiber officinale is the source of this 3598-nucleotide messenger RNA. Its product is annotated as guanylate-binding protein 3-like. The coding region runs from base 106 to 3345 and encodes 1079 amino acids. Gene Ontology annotation, molecular function: GTPase activity; GTP binding. The transcript has 14 exons. The record is from RefSeq and is a predicted model, not a curated record. Lineage: Eukaryota; Viridiplantae; Streptophyta; Magnoliopsida; Zingiberales; Zingiberaceae.
GUCUUAUAUUUUGAAACUACGGAAUUUCUGCUCGAUCGCUCUUCGUCCUCCGUCUUGGCUUCCUCGUCAAGUGAGAAACGGAGAGUGGUAGCGAGCGAAGCAAAGAUGAUGCGGUUGUUCAACGGCAAGGCCGCCUCCUCCCCUCUGGCAUCGUCGUCGAAGGAGAAGGGGGAGAAGGAGAAGGGAGCGUCCAGUUCAGACUCCAACCCUAAAUCGAGUCGUUCCGCCGCUGUGCCGCUUGGCCCCGCCCGGCCCCUCCGACUUGUGUACUGCGAUGACCAGGGGAAGUUCCAGAUGGACCCUGAGGCCAUUGCGGCCCUCCACAUGGUCAAGGGACCUAUCGGCGUUGUUUCCGUCUGCGGCCGCUCCCGCCAGGGAAAGAGCUUCAUCCUCAAUCAGCUUUUGGGAAGGAGCAGCGGGUUUCAAGUAGCUUCCACCCAUCGACCUUGCACUAAGGGGCUGUGGAUGUGGAGUGCACCAUUAAAGCGAACUGCUCUUGAUGGGAGCGAAUACAACCUUCUGCUACUGGAUACUGAAGGAAUUGAUGCAUAUGAUCAAUCGGGAACAUAUAGUACGAAGAUAUUUUCUUUAGCUGUUUUGUUGUCAAGCAUGUUUAUCUACAACCAGAUGGGUGGUAUUGAUGAAGCUGCACUUGAUCGCCUAUCGCUUGUCACUGAAAUGACCAAACACAUUAGAGUCAAAGCCUCUGGUGGAAGGUCCACUGUGUCUGAGCUUGGACAAUUUUCUCCAGUAUUUGUGUGGUUGUUGAGGGACUUUUAUUUAGAUUUAGUAGAGGAUAACCGAAAGAUCACCCCACGUGACUACCUAGAAAUAGCUCUGAGGCCUAUGCAAGAUGGUGGUAGAGAUUUAUUGUCUAGAAAUGAGAUUCGAGAAUCAAUUCGUUCACUAUUCCCAGAUAGGGAAUGUUUUACACUUGUGCGGCCACUGAACAAUGAAAACGAUUUGCGACGUCUUGAUCAGAUCCCUUUAGAUAGAUUAAGACCAGAAUUUAGAUCUGGCUUGGAUGCAUUGAUCAAAUUCAUUUUUGACCGAACAAGAUCUAAACAAGUUGGGUCAACUGUAAUGACAGGCCCCAUUCUUGCUGGUCUAACUCAGUCAUUCUUGGAAGCCAUCAACAGUGGUGCUGUUCCAACAAUAUCUUCUUCAUGGCAGAGUGUUGAAGAAGCAGAAUGCCAUAAAGCAUAUGAUCACGCUGCUGAGACUUACAUGGCCACUUUUGAUCGCUCAAAACCACCAGAUGAGGCCAUACUAAGAGAAGCACAUCAAGUUGCUGUUGACAAAGCUCUUGAUGUAUUCAGCUCCUGUGCUGUUGGCAAUGGAUUAGCUCGUCAAAACUAUGAGAAACGACUCCACACUUUCUUCAGGGAAGCUUUUAAGGACUACAAAAGAACCGCUCUUUUAGAGGCUGAUAUACAAUGCUCUAAAAUAGUCCAAAGCAUGGAAGCAAAGUUACGAGCAGCGUGCCAUGCUCCUGAUGCAAAACUUGAUAGCGUGAUUCAGCUCUUGAACAGUUUGAUUGGCAGUUUUGAGUCAUCUGCUCAGGGUCCCGACAAAUGGAAAAAAUUGGUUUCCUUCCUUCAACAAAGUUUGGAUGGUCCAAUUCUCGACAUUUUCAGAAGACAAUUAAAUCAAGUCGAAGUGGAAAGAAAUUCACUCAAGUCUAAAUGUAGCUUGAGUGAAGACAAGUUAAAUUUGCUUAACAAGCAACUGGAGGCAAAUGAAAAACAUAGAUCUGAAUAUUUAAAACGCUAUGAAGAAGCUGUCAGGGACAAGGAAAAAAUUUCAAAUGAUUACACUGGCCGUAUUGCUGAUUUACAGAGCAAAUAUAGCAAGUUAGAGGAGCGACACUCAAAUUUACUGAAUGACCUCGAACUUUCAAAAAGGGAGUACUCUAGUUUGAGAAGUAAAUAUGACCAGAUAAAUGCAGAUAGAAAAGCUGAGGAGGAAAAGCUUAAAGCUAAGGUUUCAGCUUUGGAAGCUAGGAUAGGUGCUGCUGAAGGAAGAUUAGCUGCUGCCCGUGAACAGGCAGCAUCUGCUCAGGAAGAGGCAUUAGAGUGGAAGCGGAAAUAUGAUGUAGCCAUUGCAGAUGCCAAGGCUUCCUUGGAGAGGGCAGCAGUAGCACAAGAACGCACUAAUAAGAAGGCGCAAUCCAGGGAAGACACACUAAGAGCAGAAUUUGCUGAACAACUAGCAGCCAAGGAUGAAGAAGUCAAAAUCUUGACUGGAAAAGUUGAACAUUUUGAGAAGCGGGCUAAUGAUUUGAAUGUGAGGAUGGAGGUUUUGGAUGAAGAACGUAGAAGCCGUGAAUCAGAAUCUUUGAUUUUGAAAGAUGAAAUAAGACAAUUAAUUGAAAGCUUAGAAUCUGUUAAAACAGUGGCCCAGUCGCAUGAGAGACAGGUGAAAAUUCUAGAACAAGAAAAAGAUCAUCUUCAGGAGAAAUAUCUUUCCGAAUGCAAGAAAUUUGAUGAAGCAGAUAAGAGGUACAAGGAUGCUGAAAGGGAGGCAAAGAGGGCAACUGAAUUGGCCGAUACUGCUCGAGCAGAAAUCGUAGCAGCCCAAAAAGAAAAGGGCGAAGCUCAGAGAUUAGCAAUGGAGAGAUUGACAAUAAUUGAGAAGGCAGAGAGGCAGGUUGAAAACUUGGAAAGAGAGAGAAAUAGACUGGUUAAUGAAAUUGAGGAGGUUAGGCAAUUGGAAAUUGAUGCUGUCUCAAAGGUUGCAUCACUUGAGCAAAGAGUUGAAGAGCGUGAAAAGGAAAUAGAGGAAAUGCUGAGUGAGAACAAUGAGCAGAGAUCCAGCACUGUGCAAGUUCUUGAGAGUCUUCUGGCAACUGAACGAGCCGCUCGUGCUGAGGCCAACAACAGAGCGGAGACUUUAUCCUUGCAGCUACAAGCUACUCAAGGGAAACUAGAUGCCAUGCAGCAAGAGUUGACAUCUGUUCGGCUAAAUGAAACUGCACUAGACAGCAAGUUGAAGAGUGUACGAGGGAAGCGACUAAGAGUGGACGAUAACAUUGGCACAGAGUCAGUGCACGAUAUGGACAUCGAUGAUGUUGCAAAGAGUAGAAAGCGAACCAAAAGUAGCACAAGCCCACUCUACUAUGCUCACACAGAAGAUGGUGGUUCAAUCUUUAGAGGGCAGGAGGAUCAUAAUCAGAGUCAGGGAAAUCAAGAGUCUGAGAUUGAAGAGGAUUAUAAAAGGUUAACCGUCAUAAGGCUCAAGCAAGAGCUCACAACGAAGGGAUUUGGUGCACAACUGUUGGAGCUGAGAAAUCCCAACAAGAAGGAUAUUAUUGCACUUUAUGAGAAGCACGUCCUCAAUAAGUAGCUGCCUGUUCAUUAACCCACCAACAUUAAGCCUUGUGUGUUAACCUCGUACUUACGCGAGUUUUGAACAAUUAGUUUUUUAGAAAUGCUGACGAUGUAUACAGUUAAUAUUUUGAGGGAGAUGUUUGCCUCUGCUUUUCGCUUUCCUUUGUAUGCUUAUGUAAAUUUAUACUCCUGACUACUUGUGCGUUAGAUUGAUCCAUGUCAUACUCAUACUUGCUUUUCUUUCAAAUGUGCAUCAAUUCAAGUGUGCC